Silurus meridionalis is the source of this 3038-nucleotide messenger RNA. RefSeq names its product protection of telomeres 1 homolog (gene pot1). Gene Ontology annotation, cellular component: nuclear telomere cap complex; chromosome, telomeric region. Gene Ontology annotation, biological process: regulation of telomere maintenance via telomerase; telomere capping. The transcript has 20 exons. Lineage: Eukaryota; Metazoa; Chordata; Actinopteri; Siluriformes; Siluridae. The record is from RefSeq and is a predicted model, not a curated record. Gene Ontology annotation, molecular function: telomerase inhibitor activity; G-rich strand telomeric DNA binding. Bases 117 to 2405 code for a protein of 762 amino acids.
AGCCCCGCCUCCUCCACGUGACGUUUCACUUCCUCCGCCUCGCGCGCACACAUCAAACUGCAGGAGGAGAGUUUCAGACGCAGAGCAGCGCGCGCCUCGCUAAUAUAAUAAAAGCAAUGCCUGUCCACACAGUGAAAUGCGCUUCUGAUCUGGACACCAUUGCCCCUUCACACGUCCAGCGGAUCUCUAUAUCAAAUCUCAAACUCACCUCUGACUACGUGCACACGAGUGUUAAGGGUGAAGUGGUUCAGAAGGGCUCUGUAGUGUCUUGCAGGCAGAGAGACCACCUGCUAAAGGCUGUUAUCCAAGAUAAAGAGACACAGAGUUCAGACCCAUCACAACACACAUCAAUCAAUGUCAUUUUCUUUGGUACGAUGGCGAAGGACUUUUCGCAGACUAUCAGUCAAGGGGACAUGGUCUUAUUGUCUGGCUUUACUAUCAGCAAAUCACCAACUGAAGAGACAGACAGACUACACCCGUGUCUUUUGGAGAUGAGUAGGAAUGAUGCCUGUGUGUAUGUGUACUCAUCUAAUGUUUUUGUCCCCAGUGGGCCUGAUGUUGUCAGCUCAGAGUCCAGGUACACGUAUGUCCCUUUAAAUGAACUGAAACCCAGCAGAAACCCAGUGAACGUCUAUGGGGUGGUGACCUUCUUCAAACAGCCUUUUCCCACCAAAGGCACAGAUUACUGCUCCACACUGAAGAUCACAGACCAGUCAAAUGUUAAAGUGAGCUGCACCAUUUUUAGUGAAAGGCUCGAGGACCAUCCAAAAAUCUUCCAAAUCGGAGACAUCAUUCGUCUUCACCGAGUGAAGGCUCAGAUGUUCAACGGAUCCAUGACUCUGCUGACCACUUUAGGCUGGUCUACUGUCACAUUUGAUGGGAAGAUUGACAGCCCUAUUGAGCCCCGAACAUCAAGUAGGACUUUCAACUUUGGUGCAGUAGAUAAACAUACAGUGGAGGGUCUGCGUCAGUGGGCAGCAAGCCAACUUCUGAAUAAGGAGCCCACAGUCCCCCUGUCCUCAGUGCAGCCCAAGAUGUUUUUUGAUUUGACCUGCCAACUGCUAGCCAAAGCCAGCAUGGACACCAGAUGCAUGCUGCUUAAGGUCUGGGAUGGGACACAAUGUACACACCCUCUCCUCAAUGUGGCCGUGGCACCAGAUGCCUUAGAGGGAAAAUACCCUCAGUCUACAGCUCAAGAGAACAUGAUUGCUAACGUUCUGGUCUAUGACAACCAUGUGGAGGGAGCCAGUAAGUUGAAGCCCGGCAUGUUUCUGCGCCUGUACAAUCUUCAUGCAGUGCCUCAAAGGGCUCCUGAGCAAUCUGCUGACUCCGCCAGCUCCCUCUGCUUCCACCUGCAUGGUGGCACUUCAUACGGUAAAGGCCUGUGUGUGCUUCCUUCAGAGAGCCCAGAGCUCCAGCCACUCAAGAGAUUGUUACAGAGUGCUGUAGCUGAUGAAGAUGAGGUGAAUGAUGCCACUCUUGUAGAGGCUUGGUAUACUCCUCCAGAGGCUCUUGGCGAAAGAGUGAAUGAAGAUUGUUUUACAGUCCGGACAUGUGGACACACACUGCAACAGGUAUCACUUGCUCAUGUGAAGAGAUCGGCUACACCUAUGGUUUUUCAUGUUUGUGCCAAGGUGAAAUCUUAUCAACCGCAGAACCUCUACCAGUGUCUUAAACUCUUCUGUCCACAAUGUACAGCACUAGUGGAGGUCCCCAAUGAUGAGGUUAUAGCUCAGGUAUUCCAGGAUGCUAUGAGAGGCAGUCAGCCAUGCAGUGAGCAAUGGGCUAUCACCUCUACAGUGGACACUAUUAGCAUGCACGUGUCCUGUGACAUGAUCGUGAAGGAUACACACACGCAACUGCUGUUUCUCCAGGGAGUCACACUGGAAGAAGUGUGUGUGAUAUCUGAUGCACAUAGCAACGUUGUCCCUGUGCGCUCGGAUAAUGGGAGAAUGAGACUGCUGGAUUUCUCAGCCCCGUUUCUCUUCUGUAAAGACAAGAGAUAUUUUGGGUGUAAACGCUGCUCCCAGUCCACAUUUGUGGAGCCUGAUGUUUCUGAAGUAGAGAUAUGGGAUCAACAUAAUGUGGCCAAAGCUCUUGGCGUGCAGCUGAUGCAGUAUGCCCUGCUGAUGAAAUUUGAGCUAGUGGAUGAGACAGGCACACUUGAAGCUUUAAUUUGGGAGGAUGCUGAAAAAUUCUUCCAUGUCACGGCUGCUGACACCUCAGCUUGUCAGGAUUCGCAGGAUAAAGUUCAGACCACCAUGGAUAAGCUUCAUCCACCAGGGAGCAGCAUGGCAGAGCACCCGUGGCUGGACCUCUGCCUCAGCGCCUACACUGUGGAGGAGAAUGGCACAACUCAAGUGUGCUACCAGAUCACUAACACAGAAGCAAAAGGCAAUUUCUAAACUCCCCAGUGAGGCCAGCUUUCCUUUGGAAGAAAAAUGCUGUGGAGAAACUACAGUAAUGCACCUUUGGAUUGAAUGCCCUUCCGUUAGAAAUUUAACAAACAAAAAGUGAGAUUAGCCAAAUCUUGUAUACUCCAAAAUAGUUUUUUGUUAUCAAAUGUGUAUAUGUACAUUUUUUUUUUUACCAAUAAUAAAGUAAUUUAUCAUUUUUUUGUAAUAUGGUCUAGCUUUGUUGUUUUACAGUUUGGGAAUAAGAUCUAACAUAAUUUAUAGCCCACUGCACUGAUCCAGAUCAUUAUAAAACCUUCAUCUGAAUAUACAAGCUGCCUUCAGUUUAUAAAAUUACAUUCAUGAAAAAUUACUCCUCCCUCUUCAACAUUCUCUUCUAAACGAUAUAUAUAGGCACCGGGCUUUUUGGUGCUAAUUUAAAGUAAAAAUUGUAAAGUAAUUGCAUGUGGCAACAUUCAGAAGCAAGUGUUUAACAAAACAUUUCUGAGUUGAGUAGCCAUACAAAUCAUUUCUUUUUAAUAGAACUGCAGUAUGUGUAUUAUUAAUGUGUAAUCAGUAUUUAGAAUCAUGUGGAUAGAAUUUUAAUGUUGACAACAAUUAAAAAAAAAGAUUCUGCUUAAGACA